AUGGAGACACGUGAUUAUAUGGUUGGGGAAACGAAGAGAAUCAUCAACAACGUCGCUCAUUUUGAAGACAAGAUAAAGCUUACUGGAUUCAGGGUGUGCAACAAUCAGGAAUACGCGAUUCGAUCCAGUGCAGCAUCUCUGAUGCACACAAACGAUAGGAAGACAAGUGCCUCAUUAAGGCUUAUAUGCCUCCAUGAUAAUAUCGUCUUUUCCCCACCACUUUAUAUUGAUAACAUUUAUCAUCGUCAAAGCAUACCUCACAAAAACAUAAUCGGUUUCUUCCUGGCGCCGAAUUACGAGACGAGGUUGGUGCUUGUGGUACAGGAAGAAUCUACGAGAAAUAUUAACUUGUACGGAAUAGAACUGAGCUCUGUUCGGAAGGCCCACGAAAUCACUUCUCUGUUAGGAGAGACACACUCACCGUCUGUAGGAGAAAGUUCCAACAUUGCGCCAUCUCCAACGUAUUCCGUAUCAAAAAGUGUGAAUUAUUUCGAUCAGUUUCUUCAUGAAAAUUCUUCCAUGAUCAAUAAGUUACAAAAAUCGGACUCCAGUUCUGUGUCGCCAAAGUCCUGGAAUUCUAAAGGCAAAUCGGAUAGGGGUCUCGAGGAACGAAGGAAUAUCUCCUCAACUCCAACAGAUUCACCAAUGCAAAACGGUUUCAAUAGGCAUUCUACGUGGAAUUCACCGAAAUGUGGCAUACGUACUCCAACUAAGUUUCCAGGAAUAAUAAGCAGCGAUAUUGAAUAUGAUUGGGAUGACGUUAUGUCUCCGCUGCGACCGAAGAUUCCGGACGAUAUUGACGAACGUAUAUCAAUAGGAUAUUAUAAUGAUGAUACGGAGUGUGACUACAGUCCAAAAUUAAGUCCGAAAAAAACGGAUCACGAAAGCGAUUCGUCAGUACCGGCUCCACAGAAUGCAUGGAUGGAGAAUAUAACAUACAUUUCUAACCACCCUACGAAAGGAAGCUACGUGACUUCUACUGGAUCGGUAUACAUGUACGUUGCUCAACAAGUGAAUCCGAGAACUGGUAGUUUAUGA
Messenger RNA from Opisthorchis viverrini, 1038 nucleotides. RefSeq lists its product as hypothetical. NCBI's taxonomy places the organism in Eukaryota, Metazoa, Platyhelminthes, Trematoda, Opisthorchiida, Opisthorchiidae. The coding region runs from base 1 to 1038 and encodes 345 amino acids. The record is from RefSeq and is a predicted model, not a curated record. The transcript has a single exon.